Molecule: messenger RNA, 1929 nt
Organism: Dendrobium catenatum
Lineage: Eukaryota; Viridiplantae; Streptophyta; Magnoliopsida; Asparagales; Orchidaceae
Product: protein LATERAL ROOT PRIMORDIUM 1
Exons: 2
Coding region: 712-1701 (329 amino acids)
Biological process (GO): positive regulation of DNA-templated transcription
Cellular component (GO): nucleus
Molecular function (GO): DNA binding; DNA-binding transcription factor activity
Source: RefSeq, a predicted model, not a curated record
UCCACAUCCAUCACGUGACCGCCGCGGAUAAUAAUAAUGUCCUCUCCCUCUCUCUCCACCUCCACGCCAUGCCAAGCCAACAGACAAAACCCGAUCUUGCCGAUGUUAGAGAGAGAGUGUGCGCGCGUGUGAGAAAUGAAGAAAGCAGAGCUGCUUAGCUUUUAGCUGCUGCAGGAGAGGUCAGGCGGCAGAGCAGGAGCAGAACAGAAAUCAGAAAAAGGGAGCAGGAGAGAGAGAGGGGAAAAAGGAAUAGAAGGGAGAGAGCUAGCGAGAAGAUCGCCAAGGAAUUUCAUAGUUUUCCAGAUCGAUCAGUCGCCACCCACUAUUUCCCCUCUCCUCCAAUCAGAUCUCCAAGCUCUUCUUUUUUUAAAUGAUUUUUGACAGGCGCGCUGCGCUCAUAGGUAAUCGUAGAGUUUAGAAUAGGACUGAGAAAGGGAGGGAGAGAGGAGAGAGAGGAGUACAUAAAGCGGCGCAGAUCUCGCUAAUUGAACCGGCGUGGUGGCUUCGGGAAAGCGAUUCCCAUCGGACAACGGAGCUUUCGCGGACUGGGUGGCAUCCUCCGCUUCCGCGAGGGGGGAUGAUCUCUGUCUCGGCUUCAAUGCUGGAGGCGGAGCCUCCGCCGCCGCAAGUGGCGGCGGAGGAGCAGGAUUAUGGGCGGCGCCGAGCUCUUCGGCGGCUGGCCGACAGACAGUCAACUACGGCAUAGCAGAGAUGGUUGGCCUUCGCGACGUCUACGUAGUGGGCCCUGCCACGUCCUUCCACCCAGCGGCGGUGGCGGCGCACCACGAACCGUUCCACUCAAGCGCGGAGGCCCACUCGGUCAUCCCCCGCCUUACCGCCGCUUCCUACCUCGUCGACGAUGACUCCUCCCGCUCAUCCAAGAUCCAGUUCUGGCAAUCCCAGCCGCUUAUUGCUUCACCUCAACCGCCUGCGCCUACUCAAAACCCUAACCCUAGUUCCACUACAUCCUACUUUCAGAAACCCUCAUCAGUACUGGAGUCAUCCGGCAUCCUCUUUGUAGCUGGGGGACCCUCCACUUGCCAAGACUGCGGCAACCAGGCCAAGAAGGAUUGCAGUCACCGCCGAUGCCGCACAUGCUGCAAAAGCCGCGGCUUUGAUUGCUCGACCCACAUCAGAAGCACCUGGGUUUCAGCCGCGCGCCGGCGUGAGCGCCACCUCAUCGCUUCCGAAUCCGCCAACGCCGCCUCCUCCCCUCCCACCUCAGUUCUAAAGAAGCCCCGUCUCUUAUCUUCUCAUACAACCACCACUUCCCACGCGUCUAACUCCAACACUACUCCCCCUCGUAGCUUCGACACCGGCUCAAGCCACCAGGAUCCGAGCUUCCGGGAGAACUUACCAGGGCACGUGCGAGCGCCGGCUGUGUUUAAGUGUGUGAGAGUUACAUCCAUCGAUGACGGAGAAGACGAGUAUGCUUAUCAUGCGAAGGUGAAUAUCGGAGGCCACGUCUUUAAGGGAUUUCUUUACAACCAAGGCUUCGAUGAAGGAAUUUGCACCGACCUCACCGGAACAUCUACGGCAGCUGAUGUUGAGAAUAAUAAUGUCAACAAUACAAGCAACGCUAUUCCCAACUUCUCGGAACUCCAUCUUGGUGGCGGCGGUGUACGGAACGUACCUCACUCCGACAUGUACGGCUUGGGUGGACUGCUGGGUGGCGCAGCGUUUGGUAACGCAAUAAAUUGAACUUUUUUCUCUCGCACGAGUAAUGGAGUUUGCUUGCUUCAUUCUUAGUGUAAUUUGUAGGCGGCGAUAUUGGUUCAUCUGGCUCAGUCUGCAACUGCUUUCUUCCUUCUUUAUUAUUAUUAAUUCUGAAUAACAGCUGGCUAGAAAAACUGCUUUUAUUCUCUCCUGCUCUUCAUAUUUUUGCAAAUGGAACUAUUGCUGGAUUAAAUAAAUGAUUACUUGUUUAAA